Molecule: messenger RNA, 3983 nt
Organism: Caenorhabditis sp. 36 PRJEB53466
Lineage: Eukaryota; Metazoa; Nematoda; Chromadorea; Rhabditida; Rhabditidae
Source: the annotation of a GenBank genome assembly
AUGCCUCCGAGAGUUUCCUUUCUUCUCAAAUUGAGUCAGAGACGUUUAUCGGUGAACACGGCGAGCACUUCCACAGCUUCUUACAUUGACUUCUCGUUCUCUAACGAAAUUCUAAAAAGCUCCUCACCGCAUAUCGAUCGAUAUUGCCACGAAUUCAUCGAAAGUUUGAAUGCGGAGCUUCAGAAUGUACAUUUUAUUCAGAAGAAAGUUCGUAAAACAAGUUGGAUUGACUUUUGCAAGUCGAUUGUGUUUUCAGAUCGACAAAAUCCGGGGCGAUCUUCGAAGAUGCUUCACAAAUAACGAAAUCCGUCUGGUCCCAAUCGGAGGUGCCGCCAAUUUGCUGCUCAACAAAAAAUCAGAUUUAGAUUUGGUAAGAAAAAGAACAAGACCAGCUUCCCCGAACUUCCUCAAUUUCAGGUGUUUCUUCCGUCGAACAGCGAGAAACAAUGGAGAAUCUUCAUGAAAAGGUUCAAUUAUGAUUUCGCGUUCCGUAAAAGUUAUAUGGAAAACGUGCGAGAUCAAAUAAUUGCGAAACGGGUCGGUUACUGCGAAGAUCCAUUCUUCACCGCACGAGUGAGUUGGCAUCGUUUUCGUGUGGAGACCCUUUCUGCAAGAUUUCAGGUCCCUUUGGUGAGAUUUCACUCGGGAAGGCGGCUCCAAGUUGACAUUCAGUUCGGCAACAUCGGCCCCAUCCGCAGCUCCCUUUUCGUCAGAACCUGCGUGGAAUUCGAUGAACGCGUCGGUCUUCUUGUUCAUUGGCUCACGCGACGAUUCGAUAAUGCGGGAAUUCUGAACAGUUUGGCGGGAAAGUUCUCGAGAUACCACGUAAAUGUACUGGUUAUUCACUUUCUCCAGGUAAACAUCACAUCCCAUCUCUUCGAAAAUUCCCCUAAUUUCCAGGCGAUUCCGUACCCCGUGCUUCCAGAUAUCAUCCAACUUUCACCAUGGUUGAGCACUCGAAACGACUGGAACAAUGCAGUUAAAGUGCUAUCCCGACAGGGCUCACUUUACGUGCCACACAGCAACGACGCGCCGAACGAACAGAGCGUCGGAGCCCUCGCCGUCCAGCUCAUCGACUACUACUCCCAAUUCGACUUUCAGAAACAGGCGGUCGAUACGAGAGGAAGGAUCAGACACAGAACUGACAACGAUCCGGGUCACUUUGAAAUCAUCGACGAAUACUUUGACGUAUCGACGUGCAGAGUUCGAGACGCGCCACUUCUUCUGACGGAACUCUUCGUCUCACUCAAGAAAACGGUAACAGAUGGAAACUACGAGCUUCUUUUCAAUUAUUAAACUGCAAUUUAAUAAACAAAUGUACAAUUUCUCUAUGUAUUCUAGUGUUCUUACACGGUUGGCAUUCCGUAGUUAGUAUCUCUUUGAGCCUGAAAGCUUCUAAUUUAAGAAGUUCCCUUAGAUCUCUUGCAGUUGCAUGGUCAUUUGGAAGAGACUUUUCUCCAAAAUGUCUGUCCUCCAGCCUCCAGAAUCCGUCCGCGGAAUGACGAAACUCGACAAAGAAGCAUUCAGUCAAGCGGUUGACUUUCCAGUUAUCGAGAUCGAAGCGAGAGACACGGGAAUCGUGAACAGAAGAGUCCGCCUGGAACCAUUUCUUAUCGGACACAAACUAAAACCGCUGAAGAAUCUGAUCGACAGCGAGAAAGAAGGAAAGAAGUAUCUGGUGUUCCAUCCGGAUAAAGUGAAAGAAGAGGAAACGAAAAAAAAGGUUCUGGAGAUGUUGGCAAGAGAAUUGGGAACGGAGAAGACGUUCGACUGGAAAACUCUUUCGAAGGAACUCACUUUCGACAACUGGGAUACCAAAUCCAUCUUCAAAGCGGUCCUUCCGGAAGGUCUCGAGUACAGCAGCUACACUCAGACCGGUCACAUCAUCCAUUGUAACUUUGCCGAUGAAGCGCUCCCGUUCCGGUUCAUUAUCGCCGAAGUGCUUCUGAAUAAAGUGAACAACUGCAAGACGGUCGUCCAAAAAGGAAAUAUCAUCACGAAUGUCUACCGGAAUCUCGAUCUCGAACUGCUCGCCGGGGUGGAGGAUUAUGAGACAGAAGUGAAAGAGAGCGGAUUGAGGUUCAAGAUGGAUUUCAGCAAAGUUUACUGGAACUCGAGAUUGAGCCAUGAGCACGAUCGAGUCUCUGCCAUUUUCAACGAGCAAUCCGUCGUUUACGAUGCGUGCUGCGGAAUCGGACCGUUCGCUCUUCCGUCCCUGAUUAAAAGAAAGCCGAGAAGAGUGAUGGCGAACGAUUUGAAUCCGGAAAGUGUGAAGUGGCUGAAGACGAAUGUGAAGCUGAACAAAAUCAAAGAGGAACGCGUCGAGGUCUUCAACAUGGACGCGAAAUUGUUCAUCAAAGACAAAGUGGCAGAAGACGUGCGACGGCUGAUGAAAGAGGAGGGAACUUCUGGAGCGUCGGAAGAAGAGCAAACGAACAAGAAAAAGACGGAAGUGCACGUGGUGAUGAAUUUGCCCGCGUACGCUGUUAACUUCCUGCCCGCUUUCCGAGGAGUUCUCCGGCAAUUCAGAAAAGAAAUUGAAGAUAUUCCAGAGGAAAAACGAUGGAAAUGGAAUGUUUAUUGCUAUCUGUUCGCGAAGGUUAGCUCCUUCUGUUCAAAAUCGUUAAAAAAGAGUAGAACGUUUCAGUCUCACGUAGAUGUUCCGGACACGUGGUACGAAGAGGAAGCACGCCGAAUGUGUGACCAGAAGACGCAAUGGGACAGAUCUCUCGUUGUCAAGUGCCACAAUGUAAGUGCCAAACUCUAUCUGAAAAGUGUAAUCAUAUAUUACAGGUGCGAACAGUCUCGUCGCGAAAGGAAAUGUUCUGUGCCCAACUGGAGCUUCCGUACGAUUUCUUGCUCGCUGAGCCACUUCCAGAAGAGCCUGAGAACGUGGAAAUCGAGCCGGAAGAGACGGAUGAGCCAAGCAGUAAACGGAUAAAGCGGAACGAGUGAUUCCGAUGUUUCAAGUGAAUGUUAUUGUUAUUUUAUUUUUGUUAUUGUUUCACAAAAUUCCUGGUUUAUAAAUGUUUGGGAAUGCCUACUUUUGUUGAUAAAGACUGUCGUAUCAACGAUGUCGGUACCUGAUUGAGUACAAUCUGAACUUUACACUCUUCUCGAUUAUCCUUUUCAGAUGAUGGCCCGGUGUCUUUCUCGUUUCUCAACGAUCCCCAGCUGUUCGACACGUGGCAAUGCCACACUUCCCUCCAUAAAUCUCUACAGUUUCAGACGACGGAUUGCCGAAAAACUUUCAAACAAGUAAAAAAUAAAUGUAGAGCCCUACCGCAAAACAAUUCCGCUGAUUUGCAGGUACAACGAGAAGCGAGUGCAUGAAAUCGGUCCGGAUCUCGCGUGUCUGGAGUGGUUGAUGGAGUGCGGCGCCACGAGCGUUCGAAUGUCGGACGGACAGACAGUCACGCGACAACGCGAGAUGCGGGACUACAUUCCGCAUGCGAUGGCCGAAAAGGACGCAACGGCCGAUCGUCCGGCCCUUCAGACUGGCGACAUCAGCUACGAGAAGCAGUGGCCGAACGCGCCGUACACGUGGAUCGUCGAUGUGGACGCGAGCGACUCGGCUAUCGCCAACGAGGGAUUCACGUACCUGCGGGACGUUCGGCGCAUCGAGAAACUCAAACUGAACUUUUGCGACUAUUUCGGAGACGAAGGAAUCAAAUUCUUAGCGCAAGGACGACCCGCACAGACGCUUACAGAUAUGGUAUCUAUUUAGAUACUGAGAAACUUGUGAACCGAACUGUUUUCAGGAAAUUGUCCUGAAUCCGUGUUUGACAGACGGCGCAGUCUAUUGGCUUCAAAAGCUGAGGGCUCUGCGGCGUGCGCACUUCUACUUCUUGCCGUACGUCGCCCACCGACAGGGAUUCGUUCGGCAGUUAAAGAUCGCUCUGCCACGUUGCAAUGUGACUUUCCCGGAAGUGGAUGCUAUUGGUUUCGGAUACGAAGAGCAGACGAAGACGAAACGGAAAUGA